This is a messenger RNA of Didymosphaeria variabile, 1911 nucleotides long. RefSeq lists its product as uncharacterized. The transcript has a single exon. Lineage: Eukaryota; Fungi; Ascomycota; Dothideomycetes; Pleosporales; Didymosphaeriaceae. Bases 1 to 1911 code for a protein of 636 amino acids. The record is from RefSeq and is a predicted model, not a curated record.
AUGCGUCUUUUGCGGCUGGAAAACGAGGACGAGCUCAGCUUCGCGGAGUUUGUCCGAGAAAACCCUCCAUACGCAAUUCUUUCGCAUACAUGGGGAGAAGACGAAGUGUCAUAUAGAGACCUCUGCGAUUUACACACGGGUAGAGCCCCGGAUAGAGCCAAGGACCGCCAGGGUUAUGCAAAGAUCCUCUUCUGUGCACAGCAGGCCAAGCGUGAUCGGCUAGACUACUUCUGGGUGGACACCUGCUGCAUCGAUAAAUCGAGUAGCGCAGAGCUUCAGGAAGCGAUCAAUUCUAUGUUUCGAUGGUACCAGGACGCAGCGAGGUGUUAUGUUUACUUAUCUGACCUCUCCAUUGACAUGUUCAACCUGAACAAACAGUCUUUCCAGCGAUGUAGAUGGUUUUCUCGGACAUGGACCUUGCAAGAACUUCUUGCCCCAACAUCAGUCGAAUUCUUCUCCUGGGAAGGUGAAAGAAUAGGGGACAAGCGUUCAAUGGUCAAGGAAAUUCAUAGAGUUACAGGUAUACCUGUCUCGGCGCUCGAAGGAGCACCACUGUCAGGCUUCGCUGUCAAUGAGCGGCUGUUAUGGGCAAAAGGACGCCACGCAACGCGUGUGGAAGAUGAGGCAUAUUCUUUGAUGGGUAUACUCGAAGUUCACAUGCCUAUGUUAUAUGGGGAGGGCUCUAACGCAUACGAUCGCCUGCUGAGUGAGGUCAGAAAGAUGUACAAAGACCCCUCACACCCAGCCUUGGAAAGAAGCGUGGAUCCCCCGCUCGGUAGCCCAAACCGCGUCGAAGACCCAGAGCUAAAUUUCACAAAGUCGCAUUUUGGAGCCAUACCAAGCGGCGUGGAUCCCCUGCUCGUUGUAUCGAAGCGCGUCGAUGACCUGAUGCUGGAUCUUGAGGUACCUGAUACCGGCAUUUCCACAUACGAGCGAAGCGCAGUGCUGGACUCGGAUUCCGAUUCAGAGAGCGAAGUCGCCAGUAUCUUCUCUUAUGGUGCCAUGUCUACCUCGUCAGCAUCCACUGCCAGCCUAAACUCAGUUCAAUCAGUCGGAAUUCGUGAGGUCUCCCAAGCGCUGUUGAGCAAGGAAGAUCUGAAAGCUAUUUACGCUCUAGUAGUCACCAACAUCGAUCGACGGAAGGCACAUUCGCAUAUUCGAGGUUUCCUUAAGGAAUACGGUCUGGAUCUUGUUAAAGAAGCUUCCAACAGGACUCUGGAAUUACAGGCCGCCAACUUCAUAAGAGAUUUAGCCGGUCGCAUCGCAGACGAAAUUGCCUGGAAGAUCGCCGGAUUUGAGGAAGAAACCAGGUCACCGAAGAGUUCAUCAGAUAAGAAUAACUUGGAGACCUGGCUAUCGUCCCUGCGGCUUCCGGGUUCAGGCGCCGAAGAGGAGCCAAAUUCCCCAAGGACAGGAGCGAAUGUUGAGGAGCUAUUUGAAAACGAAAAUUCUGAUGACGAGCUUAGCGACGACCUCAUAUUUCCCAAUAUUGAUAAGGUCAAGGAUUUUCUUUUGACGUCUGAGGCUAUCCAAGUACACGUUUCAGCAAUGCGAAAAUGGAUGAAAAUGGACUCUGUCGAACAGGGCGAUAUGGAAGGACCAGUCGAGGACCUUCCAGACCGCAUUGCGCUUAAUGCAACAACUAAGAGCACAUCUCAAACCCCAGAUGCGCAGAAGACACCUCAAGUGCUUGAAGAGACAGAACCAUUUUCGCAACAGGAUACAGCACAAGAGUCAAGGCCGAAUUAUCGGUCUAUACAAUCCAACCACCUCGUUGAUCUGAUUUCUGGCAUCUUAGAAUUCGACCUGUUCACCCCCCGCAUUCGACCUGGCUAUAGGAGAUUGCGAUGGCGCUGUGUGAGUCUCAACGCUAGCAUACCCAUAUGUCGUGAGCUUACUGAAACUUGCUGA